AUGGCUGUCAACUUGUUGAAGCUGUCUCGUGUUUCUAUCUGGAUCUCUGUUGGAGCAUGCAGCUGCAAGUCUAAGGUCGACCUGGCCAAGCAUGUUGAGAACCCGGAACACCUGGUUCUCGGCUUUGCCGUUAAGCUGCAUGAAUUCCUCGUUCCCCCUGUCGCCGAGGACAAUGGGACCCGAUGA
Messenger RNA from Colletotrichum higginsianum IMI 349063, 186 nucleotides. RefSeq lists its product as uncharacterized. The coding region runs from base 1 to 186 and encodes 61 amino acids. NCBI's taxonomy places the organism in Eukaryota, Fungi, Ascomycota, Sordariomycetes, Glomerellales, Glomerellaceae. The record is from RefSeq and is a predicted model, not a curated record. The transcript has a single exon.